CCGAAUGGGUUUAUGACCAUGGCUGACACACCUCCGCCGGUUUCUCUUAUCCCUCAGGGGAAAAUGCCAAGGUUUUCUACUUUGAAGGAAACGUUUGUAGCUAAAUACGGUACCUAUCCCGAGUUCUUUGUGCGUGCUCCCGGUAGAGUCAACCUCAUAGGUGAACAUAUUGACUACUGUGGUUAUUCAGUUCUCCCCAUGGCCAUUGAACAAGACAUAGUCAUAGCAGCUGCAGCAAAUGAUAGUGGAAAGAUCGUGCUCAGCAAUACAGAUUCAAACUUCAGUGAGUAUAGCUGCGCAACAGACAACAUAGAAAUUGACAAGUCUAAGCCUCUGUGGUUUCACUAUUUCCUGUGUGGAUACAAAGGUGUCUUGGAACAUCUGUCUCUUAAGAAUCCCAAAGGCAUGAAUCUGGUCUUAGAUGGCACUGUCCCAAGAAGUGCAGGUCUCUCAAGUUCAAGUGCCCUUGUGUGUUGUGCUGCACUCACCACGGUUCAUAUAAAUGGACAGCAAAUGGGCAAGGUGGAGAUAGCAGACAUGUGUGCCCUCUGUGAACAAUACAUUGGAACUAUAGGUGGUGGGAUGGACCAGGCCAUCUGUUUCCUGGCAGAGGCUGGAAAGGCAAAAUUGGUAGAGUUUAACCCUUUGAAAGCCACCAAUGUCAGCCUGCCUCAAGGAGUGGUGUUCGUUAUCAGUAAUAGUUGUGUGGAGAUGAACAAGGCUGCUACCUCCCACUUCAAUAUCAGGGUAGUGGAAUGUAGGCUGGCAUGUCAGAUAAUGGCAAAAGAAAAGGGCCUAAACUGGAGGGAAAUCAAAAAGCUAGGAGACUUACAGAAGACUCUUGGUAUCACUCUUGAAGAUGCAAUUAAGCUCACCCAAAGUGUCCUCCAUCCUGAACCAUACAGUAAAGAAGAAGUGUGCAAUAUUCUUGGUGUAAGUGCUGAAGAACUUGCACAAACUAGUCUCAGCCAGAACACACUGACAGUUGCAUCAUUUAAGUUGCAUGAUCGAGCCACCCAUGUGUAUAGUGAGGCGAAAAGAGUGUGGGAUUUUAAGAAAAUUUGCGAUGAGCAGCCUCACAAUGCCUCAGAGAUGCUUGGUCAACUUAUGAAUGACAGCCACACGUCCUGCAGAGACCUUUAUGAAUGUAGCUGUCCAGAUCUUGACCACUUAGUGGACCUUUGCAUACAAUCUGGGGCUCUAGGCUCCAGGCUGACUGGUGCUGGCUGGGGAGGAUGUGCAGUGUCUAUGGUGCCAGCUGAUUGUGUACAGGAAUUCAUCACCGCCAUACAGCAGAAAUAUUAUGCCAAAGAUCCAGCUAGAGAAGCGAGAGUGAAGGAGAGUUUGUUUGCCACUGUUCCAGGAAGUGGUGCAGUUAUCUAUAAGUGGGAUGAUUAGCCACAGCCUGGUUUUAGUGGAAUGUGAAAUUUGUUAUACGAACACAUGGUGCCAAUAAUGCCAAACUGCAUUUCUGUCUUAAAGUUGGUGUUCAUCAGAGCAAUAUUAUAUUUUAAACAUUUGAUUUGAUAUUUGUAUAAAGUAUUGUGAUUUGCUUGAAGGAUUAAAACAUGAAUUGCAGAAGUUCUGUUCAGACUGAGCUAUCACUGUCAGUUAAAAUGAUAUGUCAGUUAUAAAGUUAAAGAAGAUAUAUUUUGAUAUACAUGUAUAAUAAUUAAAAUAAUGAAAAUUCAUAAGCUUUUUUUUAAUAAUUUGUGGUAAUGGUAGAUAACUUGACUGAGCUUGUUCCUUAUUUUCUCAAUUAGAGAAGCUAACAUUCCAAAAUCUAUUUAUAUACAGUUACAAGUCAAUAAUGUUACUAUUCAGAGGUUUAUUAUCUUUUAAGACAUUUACAUAAAUUGUGUGAUUUUAAUCAUUUAAAAUAUAAUAUACAUGUCAUCAUGAGUAUUUACAAAUAUCAGAUAACCUAAACUGACCUGCUUUUUGUUUCAUUAAUGAAAGAAUAAAAGGGAAAUACUUUGUUUUUAAAAUGUAGAAUGAUUAAGAAGUAAAGUGGAAAAACACAAGUACUAUCCAACAUAGUUUUUCAAGCAUGCCAAUGAUGCCAUGCCAUUGUUUCAGUUUUACAUGUAAUACAUGUACCUGAUUUGUCAUGCUACUGAAAAUAAUUAGAGAAUUUACUAAAAUGUUCUUUACAUAAAUUUUGUAUGUCAGUGAAAACUUUUUGCCCAAUUUUUAAACUGAUCAUUUUUCAGUUU
Messenger RNA from Lingula anatina, 2216 nucleotides. RefSeq names its product N-acetylgalactosamine kinase. Gene Ontology annotation, biological process: carbohydrate phosphorylation; galactose metabolic process. Gene Ontology annotation, molecular function: ATP binding; galactokinase activity. Gene Ontology annotation, cellular component: cytoplasm; cytosol. Lineage: Eukaryota; Metazoa; Brachiopoda; Lingulata; Lingulida; Lingulidae. The record is from RefSeq and is a predicted model, not a curated record.